Pocillopora meandrina is the source of this 7047-nucleotide messenger RNA. The record is from the annotation of a GenBank genome assembly. NCBI's taxonomy places the organism in Eukaryota, Metazoa, Cnidaria, Anthozoa, Scleractinia, Pocilloporidae.
AUGGUGAAAUUGCACAUUAAACAAGGAGAUGAGAGUCUAUUCCUCAUCGAAACAACUUGCCAAGCAGAACUUUCCGAGCUGAUACCUCAAAUUGUUCGGAUCCAGAAUGGCAGAUUAAAAAUUGAACGUUUGUUUUACGGUAGGGAAACCCACAUUUGACCUCAGUAUACAGUACUCUAUCUUUGGUGGAGGUUUGAACUUGAUUUCUCCUCUUGAUCACUGCUUCUAGAACUUUCUUCGGUUUUACUUCACUUGAAGGGAAUAGGCGUAUACAUAUUGAAGCAAUCGUUACGAUCUGUUUAAAAAACUUCGUCGUAGGUAGAUACGGUUAAAAUUCAAGUAAAAAUGAUUUUUUUAGUACACAUUUAAGUUACUAUGUUUCACUCAAAUCUGAAUUGCUUGUUACCUUUGUGCCUGAUACAUUCUCAGCUGAAGUCAUUUUGACCUGAAAUCAGUUUAAACCACAAUAAAAAUGUAUCCAGUACCGUUCAGACGUCUCGAAUGAAGAGUUUUUUUUAGCAGGCAAUAAAUUGACCGUGGAAUCACUAGUUUUAGAGGUCACACGUGAAGGAACUUUGUCAAUGAAUUUUGACUCUUUUCUGUACAUUUCCAAAUUUACUUCAGCUGAAAGGAGCCAGUUCUGGUAUUAUUAUCAUUUUGUAAUUCAAACAUUCAGUCUCAGUCUUUUAAAAUGUGGAACCUCACAGGGUAAAUGUCUUUUAUGGGAGAAGUCUUGUUCAGUUUGUAGCACAGAAGUGUUAUUGCUUUGGGUUAGGGUUUCAAAAUGUCCUUGAUUGUCCAAAAUGUCCUUUCAGAGAUGGAAGAGCUUGCAAAACACGGCAUAACCCUUCCACCCAACAUGCAGGGACUUACAGAUGAACAGCUGUCUGAUCUGAAUCUCCAUGAUGAUUGGGAGGAUGAGUGUGUUCCCAGUGGAGGUGUCAUUGAACGUAAGGACCCACUUGGCAGACGGAAUGGGAAAGGUACUUUGACAUGAACUAUUGUCUGCAUUUGGUUGUUGCCUUUGAGUGAUCAAAGGCGAUUGUUAUGUUGAAUGAUGUUAAAGUGUACAUGUACAUGUAAACUGAACUUUGCAUUUUACCAGAUUGAAGAGAUAAACUAUUUUAGUGACAUUUAUCUAUCAUAAUACAUGGAAUUCAUCUCAUGUGGGUCAUUCCAUUUUAGAACUGCUUAAAUGGUGAAAUUUAAAGUAUUUCUUAUCUAGCCCAAUCAAGAAUUUUUGGAAUCCCUAAAUUGAUAAAAAAGUUAUCUGAAAGUUGACUUUACAGGAAAUGGCGAAGAAAGGCUGUUUAUUUUUGUCCAAUAAAAAGUGUGUGAAAAUCAUUUAAAAUUAUUUUUGUAAGCUUGGCUCCUUUUACAGUUUUUAGGGGCCCAAACUUGAGUGCUGUAAAUUAUCAAAAUCCUGGAAAAUCUCCAGGCCCUGGUUGUUGAAAGAUCAGAUAAUGCUAUCCACUGGAUAAAUCUCUAUCUGGUGGAUAAUGCUAUAUGUUUUGCUAUCACUUAUCUGCUGGAGAGCAAUUUAUCCAUUGGAUAGCAUUAUCCACCCUUUAUACAACUGGGCCCAGAAAAAAAUAAGCCUACUUUACAUCUUUACAUCUUUGUAUCUUAUGGACAUUAUGUUACGGACAUAACAUUAUGGACAUGAUGUUAUGGAAAUUACAUUGCGUACAUUAUGAGUGAAUGACUUUUAUUACUGUAAUUCUUUUGGAAGAGAUAAAUACUACAGACAAAACCAAUUUUGUUCAAAUUUAUCACAUCCAAGCUUACAGCACUUUUAAGUAAACACUAUUAAUAAUAACCACAACAACAACUGUGCAUUUAUAGUUGCAACACCAUGGUGACAUGAGGAGUAUAAAUUUUCAAAAAGUUUACAUCUAACUAUGAAUUAUUAGUUUACUGAGAGACAAAUCAUUUCAAGAGCCAGUACCUUCUUUUAAAAUAUCUAAAGAUAAAAAAAAACAACAACAAAAAAAACAUUCAAUGUUUUAGAAAUGUGUCUUAAAACAAGCAAUACUUCAACUUUCAAAGACCAUUGCAAUGAUAAUGACUGUCCUCAUACUACAGAGAAAAUUGUCAAUUUAUACUGAGUGAGUUCAGUGCAAUGUAACUUUCCAAAAUAGUGGCUUCUUAAGAUUCAAUGAAUAGUUCUCAGACAAGGAGUUCAGCGCAAUCCAAGUUCAGUAAUUAAAACAAUCAGCAGUUAGUUUGACUGGUUAUUUUAAAACAUUUUUUUAAAAGAUAUUUAAACAGCCUCUGAAUAUAUGAAAGACUUGGAACAUUGAAAGGUCCAGUGCCUUUUAGCUCUAUGGGGCCAUAGCAGACUCUGCUUUUGUGCACAAUUUCCCAAUAUUGCUCCUCAGAGGCCAGUUAAAUGUUUCCACAACUUGGCAAAGAAAUUUAAUUUCAACCUCUGUGAGUAUCAGUAACCCUAAGGACUCUUCCAGUGUAAAACUUGGUCUCAAACUAGAAAUCUAAUCUGCACUGUAUCUCAGAAAGCAAGAACCAAAAGACAGCAGAAAUACUAGUUAGAGCUUGCUCAAAAAAACUGAAUUGUAAGGAGCAUGCUCUAUAGGAGAUACUCCACAGACCACAGUGACAUGUUCACAAACUGUAGUAUUAAGGUUAUGGUUAUCAGCAUAACCAGAUGAGAGAGUUAACUUGUAAUUGAGCCUGAUUAAGAAUACAUUCAUCAGUUCUGAAAUUAAGUCAAUUAUCAAAAGUUCAUAAACAAAUAAGAACAUUCCCUUAUUCAUACUGGUGUAAAACAAAGUUUCACAGUGCAAUGUCAUUAACAAAAAUUGUGUAAUGUCCAUAACAGCAAGUUUUACCUCAAGCUCAAAAUCUAACCACAGAAUAAGGGAUACAACUAGAUUUUAAAGAGCUAUGAAGCAGCUUUGUUCUUAUUAUUAUUAAAUGAUUUUUGUCUGAAUAGUCAAUUCCCAGGAAAACUAUAAGUUGAUGUCAAGUGAACACAUUAAAUUGUAGGUUGAUUUUUUUUGUAAUGUCUGUAACAGAAUUUCAUACAAAAUACUGGUAGCAGCUGUUGAAGAAAGGAAAGUUUCUUUACUGCUGAUAGUCAAUUACCCCAUGAGGAAUGUUUGAACAAAAUAAUUAUAAAUUUAAAACUGUGUAAAAUAAGUUUUUUUUAAGGAAAUUAGUUUCCAAAAAAAUUGGUCUCUGGGUGUAAUGUCCAUAACAUGGAAUUGCCCAUACAUAGGACCCCACAAUAGUUGUGACUGUCUAAUGCAGACUGAGAAUAAAUUAUAUUACUGAACAACAGAUACAUGUAUGGCAUGAAAUAUUCAGUUCAAAGUUAACAUGUUAUAUUGUAAAUAUUUGAAUGACAAGUUUAUACUCUAUUUCAUGUACACAGAGACAAGUAUCUAAGUACAUAAAUUAAUGUAAUCACGUUCCUUUUUGCUGUAGCACCCAGUGAGAAAAUGGCAGAGGUCAUCAACAGAACAAGAAAAGAAGCAAAGGCUAAAGUGUCCAAGGUUUGUUGGAAAUGAUACAAGUAGUUACUUGUACAUAUAUAUUUGUGAUGGUAACUGUACUGUAUUUCUGACCACAGGUGAAACAUGUGAUAUUACUCAUCAUCAUUUUUUAUUUUAUUUUAUGAUACUGCAUGUUUAAGAUUUUGAAACUUGAAAAAGUAACAUGGGGGCUGAGUUUCACGAACUUCAGGGCAAUUGAUAUAAAGCAAUUAUUGAAGGAUUUCAAUUAAUUUUUGAAAUGUGUAUAUUUCACCAUCCCUAUUUUAGGAACAAGUGGCAGCAAAUAUCUCUCUCACUGAUGAGAUUAUUAAAGAUUCUUUAGAUCAAAUGAGAGGAGCUGUGAUGAUUGUGUAUCCCAUGGGAUUACCUCCCCAUGAUCCUAUCAGACAUGAACUGGAAAACAAAGAGGAUUUAUCUGGAACUCAGGUGAAGCUACCGGUAUUAAAAACACAAGUAAUGUAUGCGUAAGUGUAUGAAUGCACUACAUGCAAGUUAAUGGAUUAAGCUACCAAAAUCAAAGUUGAAAUUACAACAGUGCUGCUGCUGCUUAUGAGAUUACUCCCUGACCCAGCAUAAUCUUUUUCUUUUGUGUUCUUACACGCGUGUACAUUACAUGAAUUAAGGGGAAUUCUCCCUUUAAGUCAGGCUGAUUAAAAUGAUGCAAAUUGCUAUCAAGCAUUGUGUACUGUAUGGAUGCAUCCAAUAAGCCCAACAAAAUCAUGUACAGUACAGUAUAAAGUUGUUUUUUUCCUCCUUUUAGUUACUUUUGAUUAUAUAUACCUGUUUUUAAACAUGGGGUGGAUGACAAAAUUGACAUUAUUUGGAUUGUAUGAUUUUCUUAUUUCUCAUCAAUUAGUAAAUAAAAAUUACAUAAUUCCCUUGUCUCUCUCAUUUCCACUGAAUUUACAUGUGUGAUGUACCUUCCCCCUUAACAGGCUUCCCUUCAAGUCUUGGAUGGAAGCACUACCCAAUUGUGGUGGGCUGGGAAGGAGCUUCAGAGAGGGAAAAAGCUGCAAGACUUCAUCGGGAAAAAUGAGAAAACAAAACUUAUUGCCAAACUUCAAAAGGUGAACAACGAGAAAAUAUAUCUUAAAUUGCCCGAAGGGUGAAUGCAGUUGAAGCUAAGGAAUCUUCUGCAGUGGUGGUAGUCACUGAGAUGUGUGACUUUGCAUGUGUGUGUUAGUGUUGGGUGGGUGGUGGUAGGUUGGAGGGGGAAGGUUGGCCAGCUGGUCUUAUGUGCAGGGUUGACUGAGUUGAACCCUUUCAUUGAAAUUACUAAGUAUAUCAAUUUCGAAUUGAUUAAGAACUGCAUUGAAAUGAUUUAGUAAAUAAAUAUAUCUGAUGGGUUUGAUACUAUACUGUAUGUUACAAUAAUUGGUUUGUUUCGUUUUGUUUUUUCGAUACAAUUUUUUGUUUUUUUCUUUUUUCAAUGCUUGAACUUGUACACUUCUUGAUAAAGUUAGUGAAUGUAGCACAUGUGAAAGUGUGUGUUUUAAAUUUUUCUACCUGAUUACAGAAGGGACAAGGGCCACCCAGCAGAGAACCAGUGUUCAGUGAAGAGCAACGGAAACAAAUGAUGGCUUAUGCUUACAGGAAACAAGAAGACCUUAAGGUGAGUUUUCACAUCCAUGUACAUUUAAUUUCCUUUUAUGUGUUUACUAAAUCUUAAGUUAAGUCACUUUACACAAAGGAAGAAAAAAUUUGAAAUUAUGGAACCCAGUAUAAAAUAUUUUUCUGUGCCAAAAGCUUGUAAUUUUGAUGAAUGAUCAGGAAAGUAGAUGUUAAUACAUAAUUGAUGUAUAGGACUAAAAGUGUGUCUUGCCACUAUCUCUGAUCUGAUUUUUUGGAAAUUUUCACCAUACAACACUUGCUCACAUACAUUUGGCAGACCCAGAUUUUGUCAUGUUAGAGUGACUGGCUUUUAAUUCUUCUUAGAGUAUUACUUUUGAAUUUGAAAUGAACGUGAUGAGGAUAAAGGAAAUAAUUACCAAUUUAAGAAGCACCUGAUUUCCAAAAAAAUUCCCCUUGUCAGUAGCAUAGCAUUGUAAAGAGAACAGUGAGGAGAAUGUGAGUGUUAAUGUUAAGCAGGAAGGCAAUGGUCAAGCUCUGUCAUUGAUAUACAAUACAUACAUUCAUUUUUAUUUAUUUACAAGUCCAUUUUUUUUCUUGUAGAAACUUGAAACAGAUGAAGACGACAGUUACCUUAACUCAGACUGGGCGGACCCCCAAGCACUUAAAAGACAAUUCCACGGUGUUGGGAACGUUAAAUGGCGACCUUAGGAGGAAUGGCGACGGUUAAUUACUUCAGAUGUAGGGCUAGCUUUAUCAAAUAAUCAAUUAGUUUUCGUAAUCAUUUUCCUGCUUGUUACUUAAUGUGAAAGGAGGUCACGGUAGAUUACAGCCGUAACAGACAUACUGUCGUCGCGAUUUAAAGCUGCAGUCCUUGAACGAAGGGUGGAGAAGGAAAUUACGGACGUUCUGAAGGUGUGCCCUCUCAAGAUUUUUCCUUAACUGUCAAGUUCACCAGUUGAAUGAGAGCAAGAAUGGACAAGAAACUUCUUAGGGCGAUCCUUUCGUUGCUACGCUAGCGCUGGGAGGUGAAGUAACAACAAAAAAAUCUCACUGAAUUAUGGUGAGCAAGAACAAGAUUAUGGUGAGCAAGAACUGUAUGGAAACAUUUAGUGAUCUAGGGUCAAGUUUAGGAGAUAUUCGGUAUAACUUUAGGUGAAAAGUUCACACUAAGGCCUACUGUAUUUUAGAGGAUACUUGCCAUUUUAGUAAGAUUUUCUGCACAUUUAACAAUUUACGCCUCGAGCAACUCGUACGCAUCUUUCGUGCUCUCCAAACUUCCCACGUGCUUCAGAUCUCGAUGAACGCACGCUGACGUAUGAACCAAUUGUUUUAUAACCUUCAACCCGAUGGAAAAUUUUUUUCUCGAGGGAUUUGUUUGCUGACGUCAUGAGCGUGCACAAUUGAAGAAAUGUAAAAUGGUUUCCAUGUUUACAUAGCCUGAUGUGAGUGUGGUUUCCAGCUUAUCGAGUGUUCUUCCAACCCCCUAAGUGUUUAUGACAGGCUAUGUAAACACGGAAACUAUUUUACAUUUCUUUUAUAAAAUAACUAAUGAAAGAGCCUCUUCUUGCAACGAAGAAAAGCGACGUGCUUGUUGUUGUUGUUCAUUUGGCUUUUCGGCCGUUUCUUGAAUACUGGGAAAAUUAAACUCCAAAGAAAAAUUAGGAAAAUCUUCUUCUUCCAUUACUGUACUCAAAACAAACUUAAAGAAACUAUGUUAAUGCUAAAUAAAUAGCAGGGAGAACUCCGCGAGAAGAUUCAGUAUGAAAACCGUGUUUACAUACGCUCAUGUAAAAUGGUUUUAUGGCCAAUCAGAGCGCGCGUACUAUUUGAAUUAUUUUAUAAAGGAAUAAGAAGCACGCUCACGCAUUUGAAUUUGAUUAGACAAAUUUACUAGCUAUGUUAUGCUAUCAUACGUCAGCGUGCGUUGAUCGAGAUAUGAAGCACGCGGGAAGUUUGGAGA